UGCUGUCGGGAGCGCGCAGCAAUCAUGCCUCAUCCGUCGCACGCCUCGCUAGUGUCGGAGAAAUAGCAGGAGACAUUCGUCUUUUACCUAAAAAAAGAAAAAGCAGCCCUCGUGUUGUCGUGCGACCGCCGGCUUCGUGGUGAAGAAGCGAACACAUUUUCAUCCAAAACUCGCCCAUAUUUGUUCUCCAGUCAAUGAGACAAAGAGGGUAACAAGACACGAGAGGAGUACAGCUGUGGUGUUUCGGGGCUCAUCCUUCAUUUCGCAGGUCAUUCCUUUAAAUUGACGCUGUUCAGUUUUGGGAUGUAAAAGGCACUCUCAGGGACCUCAACUGAUGUGACUCAAACGAGUGUUUUCAUUCCCCGGAACAAUGAGCCCCGUGGGAGGCCGAAACGUCUCGUGAAAGGCUCGUAAGGGAACUGGCCCGGCUCUUUCAUCCUCCCCCUCUUAACAUUCCGCUGUGUCGCACCUCCACCAUGUCCUUUCCCUGCUGUGGCGCUCCCAUGGAGAGUGCACGCCCACCCAGAUAGGAUGCCUGCCUUGCCCGACGUCCUGCAUCCCUUCCUGCCCAUCACCACCUCCUCCUCCUCCUCUCGUGUACCUGCUCUUGCUAACAGUUCCUUGCGGACCCCCGGGCUCCGCCCUGUCCCACUCCAACAUGGUGGAUGAGGUAACCACCAUGAAGGAUGACGUCAUCAACGCCAACACGCUGGCUUGGCUGGUCUGCUCGGGCGUGUCCAUCCUGGCCAACACUUGGAGCAUCCUUAGCGUCAGUGCCAAGCAGAAAAAGUGGAAGCCGCUGGAGUUCCUCAUCUGCACGCUUGCGGGCACGCACAUCCUCAACAUGGCCAUCCCCAUCACCAUGUACUGUGUCAUAACACUGCGCCGUCAGCACUCCAACUACGAGUGGAACGAGGGUCUGUGCAAGGUGUUUGUCUCCACCUUCUACACCCUCACACUAGUCACUUGCUUCUCCGUCACCUCGCUCUCUUAUCACCGCAUGUGGAUGGUACGCUGGCCUGUAAACUACAGGUUGAGUAACACCAAGAAGCAGGCCGUGCACACAGUGAUGGGCAUCUGGAUGGUCUCCUUCAUCCUGUCCACGCUUCCAGCUGUAGGCUGGCACGACACCAUUGACCGCUUCUACACCUCUGACUGCCGAUUCAUUGUGACGGAGAUCGGUCUGGGCUUCGGCGUGUGCUUUCUGCUGCUGAUAGGCGGCAGUGUGGCCAUGGGUGUGAUCUGCAUCGGCAUCGCUCUCUUCCAGACCUUCUCCAUCCAGGCGGGCCACAAGGCUGACAAGAACAAGUUCAACGUCCCCACCAUAGUGGUGGAGGACGCACAGGGGAAGCGCAGAUCGUCCAUUGAUGGAUCGGAGCCCCUCAAGACAUCACUGCAGAUCACCUACCUGAUCAGUGGAAUCGUCUUUAUCUACGACUUCCUGACUGGCUUCCCCAUACUGGUGGUGAGCUUUGCCAGUCUGAAGUUUGACCGUUCCUACAACUGGAUGGUGUUGUGUGUGCUGUGGUGCUCUAUUGCCCAGUCCAUCCUGUUGCCCAUGUUCCUCUGGGCUUGUGACCGCUAUCGGGCUGACAUCCGCAUGGUGUGGGAGAAGUGCGUCGCCAUCAUGUCCAACGACGACGUGGAUGAGGAAAACAGCCAAGAUGGAGGAAUUCAUGCCGACUUAAUAUAUGACAGACCAUAUGACUAUAGCUCGGCGCCUGAAAUCGUGACGGUAGACCGUAAUGCCAAGUAUGAGUUCUCAACCUUAGAAAGGGGGGUUCCGCAAGGGUAUCCAUUGAGGGAACAACAGGAAGAUAAAAUGCAGUAUUUGCAGGUGCCCCCUACAAGAAGAUACUCCCACGACGAAACCGACAUGUGGACCAUCGACCGGAUCCCCUCAUACCUUCACCGAUGGGGCUCCACCGAGGACAUGAUGGUGACUGCCCACUACAGCUCCACCUUGCCGCGCCGCGAGAGGCGCAGGAGCAGCCUGGUCUCCUACCACGAGGAGAGCCACCAUCACCAUCACCCGCAUCGCAAGCGGCGACGCUCUGAGGACAGCAUGCACUCCCUCAAGCACCUGCCGCGCGUGGUUUGCAGCGGGGAGCACUAUGAGGACGAACUGCGGUGUUUUAGCCGCGACGAGGUGAUCAACUUCAUAGAUGAGACACCGCUGCCGAGCCCCAGGAAGAGCCCGCGGCGCACAUCCACCAUCUCACUCAUCCCAAACGUGUAUGAACAGCACACUGUCAUCCUUCCGCACUUCCUGCUCACCGACUUUGAGCGUGAGCCUCAAGCACUCAGGCGGCUCUCGGAACACAAACGGAGCAGCAGUCGGGGCAACACGCCUGAGGCUUCCCCCAAACCAGACAGGCCUGCCGGAAAGAAGAGCCCCGUGGCUUGUGGCUCCGGUAAAGGCUGUCGGGAGCGUGUGCGAGACGGGAAACAGCAGAGUCAGGUGGGCUCACCUGGGCGCAGCCAGCAGACUCCGGGGCGCUCUGCCUGUAGGCCCAGGACAGGCGGUGGAGCCGGGGCUGAUGCUGGAGCUGACUGGGGGUAUCAGAAGCACCCGAGCAAGGGUGAGAGUAAAGUUAGCACAAACAGUUUUGUAAGCACACCCUCGGCGUCGUCCAAGGGAUACAUCACGUUCCACUCUGAUUCUGUCGGCUCCACCUAAAAGCAAAGUUUACCCUUGUUAAUUGUUAUUAUCAACAUUAUUACUGAAGUAAUGAAAACCACCGGGAGAUUGGUGGUUAUGGGAAAGUGACAUACUGGAUUAUUUGUCCUUUUUACUUGUGCCACUAUUCUGUUUUACGAUAUAAACCACCAAUACACAUUUGUUAUGCUAAAUGGCCUUGGGAGCUUUGGACAUAUUUUCUGAAUGGGCCUAAUGUUUGUGAGAAGGUCGGUGGUCCUGUUAUUCAGCUUUCACAUCACAAAAUAUCACCAAAUGACACUUAUUAUUUCCAGCACUGACACAAAUAAACUUUUAUUUUGUUAAAUGGCGUGAACAUUGCCACUCCUUGUUUUAGCUGUUCAGUGUUGUUUCUUAUGAACUGCUCACAUAAUUGGAGGAGGUUGUUGUUAAGGUGGUAUUUUUCUCUUUCCUUUUUCUUUGCACUUAAGAACUUGAACUCAUUGUAUUUUAUUUAGCCUUUAAUGGCUGUGUUUUGUUGUAUGGAUACAUUGGCUUUCAAAACAAAGUUAUCUCAAUACUGCUCCUUGUACCUUGGUAUUGACUUAAGGACAUGACACAGUAAAUAUGUUUGUUUUAUUUUGAUGAUGUACACCUUUUCUAUUAACAUUGUUACUCACAACACAUGACUUAUUUUUUUCAAGCACCUUUCGUUGAAGUAAACUGAAAGUGGUAAUCCCAAACUCUUUUAUGCCUAAUAGUUUUACAGUUACUGUGUGAUAUUGAGAUAUAACGUGAAGGCCCCUAAAUUCCGAAGGAAAAUGUGAAGUCAGUUUUUAAAGAUUGUCGUGUCAUGUACAUAUGAAGGAUAUUGGAUUCAUGGUUUUGGUGUUCUUUUUUUGUUUAAUGAGACCUUUGCGUAGAACAUUUCCUCCCAGUUCAUAUUCCAAUGUUUGUGUUUAACUUUGGAGAUGAUCAGGCACAACAGUUGCCCACCACCACAUUGCAUAUUUCCAUAUAAAACAUCAGACCAAUACAGCUGGAAAUGGUGCUUUGUCCCCAUCAACGGAGCAUGUCAGCCUGACCGCACCUCUUUAUUUGUUUCAGUAACGUGUUAGAAAGCACCAAUAAUUAUUUUUUGAAUAGCUGUCUGAGAAGGAACCUCUAAAAGAAGUCAAAUUGUCUGAAGGUUGAAUGAUCGCAGCCUUCAAGUUGACUAGAUGUAGCGGAACUUAAAUGCUGAUGUCGUACCUAAACCCACAACGAUGUUGGCACUAAUUAGGAACAUUGUUAAAAGAAUGGAAAUGUAGUACAGUAAAUGUAUCUGGUACUACAAACAGCAGACAUUACAUUAGAUGUGUUAUCUCAUGCAUUAAGACUGCUAAAGGUUCUGUUCUGGGAGGUCUGUUGAGUAUAUAAGCAAAUGUAAACAUCCCCAAAGAUUUAUUUAAUGAUGCUGUGGGGAAAUUAAAGUCAGAUUUUAUUCAUUAUCUAUAAAUAUAUAUUUGGGGAGAGAAUGAUUAUUUAUCAUGAUAGCAAAUUCUAAAAGGUCAUGGAAAAAAAAAUGGUAUUACUAGAUUAUCAGUUACCAUCAUUGUGAGAACUUCUCACUUUGCACUCUCAGUCAAAAUAGACACUGCAGUGAACUUACACAAUGCUUCACAAAGCCCAUUGUCGCAUUCAUGAAGAACUUCUCAUGUUUACCAAAUGUGACAACUUGCUGACUAAAAGGAGUGCGAACUCUUUGACGUCUCAUGGACGGUAACUGCUAACCUGAAUGUAUUUGGAGAUUAGGACGUAUAAAGACAACAUGAAAUUAAAAUGUGCCCUUUGACAGCCGUAUUAGCUGUGAAACUUUUUUUGCUAUUAUCCAGGUAAUAAAGUUGCACCUGUUUGGCAUAUAGGUUUUUACCUGCGGCCAUUUAAGUGUUUAUUUUAACUUCUCAUGUAUUAGUGUACCUCUCACUCAUUGCAGCCUAUUCAACUGGACUGAACUGUUGUUUUUAGCUGAAAUGUAUCCUCCUCUGGAAGCAUAACAUCACAUUCUCCUGUCAAACUUUGCUUUGUCAAAGAUUUUUUGCAUUUUUUUGUGUUUACAAUAUUAAAUUAUAAUUUUGUAACAUA
This is a messenger RNA of Anarrhichthys ocellatus (wolf-eel), 4762 nucleotides long. It is a transcript of the gene gpr153, whose product is annotated as G protein-coupled receptor 153. Gene Ontology annotation, cellular component: membrane. The transcript has 6 exons. Gene Ontology annotation, biological process: G protein-coupled receptor signaling pathway. Gene Ontology annotation, molecular function: G protein-coupled receptor activity. NCBI's taxonomy places the organism in Eukaryota, Metazoa, Chordata, Actinopteri, Perciformes, Anarhichadidae. Bases 659 to 2680 code for a protein of 673 amino acids. The record is from RefSeq and is a predicted model, not a curated record.